Molecule: messenger RNA, 3400 nt
Organism: Nannospalax galili (Upper Galilee mountains blind mole rat)
Lineage: Eukaryota; Metazoa; Chordata; Mammalia; Rodentia; Spalacidae
Gene: Tlr1
Product: toll like receptor 1
Exons: 5
Coding region: 505-2862 (785 amino acids)
Biological process (GO): immune response; toll-like receptor signaling pathway; inflammatory response
Cellular component (GO): Toll-like receptor 1-Toll-like receptor 2 protein complex; membrane
Molecular function (GO): lipopeptide binding; Toll-like receptor 2 binding; transmembrane signaling receptor activity
Source: RefSeq, a predicted model, not a curated record
CAAGGAAGUGCUUGAAUUUCUUACACACUGACAAACGGAACAGACAGCAAGUUGUCCUGGAGAGUGACCAGAUGUACACGUGCCCCCAUCUCUUGCCAUGGGAUGCCGUUGCUGCACUGGGAUCCUGCUAAGCAAGAAAGUCAUUACCAGAUAUGGCCCCCUUGACUGUGGACCAGAACUAUCACUCAAACUGUGCUGCAGACCUAGAAAUCAAGGUGGAGCUGUAGGUUUUGGUCAAUGCUUCUUUGCAACAAAAAGCAAAAGUUCAUGAAACUACAAAGAAAACCAGACUGAAAAGCUUUUGAACUUUGUCCUGUCCUGUUAGUCUCUGGUUAGUAGUCAAUUGCUCUGGUAUGGAGAAAAUGCUUGAGUCUUUGUGAAUGCACCCAGUGAAGAAAUCAGGAUAAUUGGCAUAUUGCUGGACAUUCCUACAAAAAGGAUCUAUAUCUGUGUCAAGAUGCUCUGAGGAAUAGCAGUCACCUUAUGAAUGUCUAGCAUUACACCAUGACUAAAACUAAUUCCAUCAUCUUCUAUUUUAUCGUGGUCUUCAUGUUAAUACUUCUCAACUUCCAAGUAUCUGAUGAAAGUGAGUUUAUAGUUGUGAGGUCAAAAGCAGGCCUCACCUGUGUUCCCAAGGACCUGCCCUUGGAAACAACCACCUUAGAUGUAUCACAAAACUAUAUAUCUGAGCUUCAGACCUCUGACAUCGUAUCAUUGUCCAAGCUGAGGAUUCUGAUAAUGUCCUACAAUAGAAUCCAGUAUCUUGAUAUCAGUGUUUUCAAAUUCAGUACAGAACUGGAAUACUUGGAUUUGUCCCACAACAAACUGGAGGUGAUUUCUUGCCACCCUACAGUCAACUUCAAGCACUUGGAUCUCUCAUUCAAUGCAUUUGAUGCCCUGCCCAUAUGCAAAGAGUUUGGUAACAUGCCUCAGCUAAAAUUUCUGGGAUUGAGUGCUAUACAGUUACAAAAAUCUAGUAUGCAGCCAAUUGCUCAUUUGAACAUCAGUAAAGUUUUGCUAGUUUUGGGAGAUAAUUAUGGGGAAAAAGAAGACCCUGAGAGUCUUCAAGACUUUAGCAUAGAGAAUCUACAUAUUGUUUUCCCCAUGAAAAAGGAAUUUCGUUUUAUGUUGGAUGUUUCAGUAAGCACUGCAGUAAGUUUGGAACUGUCUAAUAUCAAAUGUGUGGUAGAUGACAUUGAGUGCUUUUAUUUCUUAAGUGCUUUGGCAAAGCUUCGAAAGAAUCGGAGGCUAUCAAAUCUCACCUUAAACAAUGUUGAAACUACAUGGAAUUCUUUUAUUGCUAUCCUCCAGUUGAUUUGGUAUACACCUGUAGAGUAUUUCUCAGUUUCAAAUGUGAAACUACAAGGUCAACUUGCCUUCAGAAAUUUUGAUUAUUCUGACACUUCUCUGAAGGCUUUGUCGAUAUAUCAAGUUGUCACUGAUGUGUUCAGUUUUCCACAAAGUAACAUAUACAGGAUCUUUUCCAACAUGAAUAUCCAAAACUUCACAGUGUCUGGAACACGUAUGAUCCACAUGCUUUGCCCAUCUCAAGUUAGCCCAUUUCUGUAUUUAGAUUUUUCUAAUAACCUCUUAACAGACAUGGUUUUCACAAGCUGUGGAAGCUUAACUAAGUUGAAAACACUUAGUUUACAAAUGAAUCAGUUAAAAGAACUUGCAAAAAUAAUUCUUAUGACUAAGGAGAUGACAUCUCUACAAAAACUGGACAUUAGCCAGAAUUCUCUAAGAUAUGGUGAUGAUGAAAACAGCUGCUCUUGGGCUAAAAGUUUGCUAAUUUUAAAUAUGUCUUCAAAUACAUUGACUGGCUCUGUUUUCAGAUGCUUACCUCCUAGGGUCAAGGUACUUGACCUUCACAAUAACAAAAUAACGAACAUCCCUAAAGAUAUCACCCACCUACAAGCUUUGCAAGAGCUCAAUGUUGCAUCUAAUUCUUUAACUGACCUUCCUGGAUGCGGGGCCUUCAGCAGCCUUUCUGUGCUGGUUAUUGACCAUAAUUCAGUUUCCCACCCCUCAGCCGAUUUCUUCCAGACCUGCCAGAAGAUUAGCUCCAUAGCAGCAGGGAACAACCCAUUCCGAUGUACAUGUGAGCUGAGAGAAUUUGUCAAAAAAAUAGGCCAAGUAUCAAGAGAAGUGGUGGAGGGCUGGCCUGAUUCUUACAAGUGUGACUACCCAGAUAGCUCCAAGGGAACCCCACUGCAGGACUUUCACAUGUCUCCACUGUCCUGCAAUACUGUUCUGCUGACUGUCACCAUCGGGGUCACCAUGCUGGUGUUGGCUGCCACUGUGGCCUUCCUCUGCCUCUACUUUGACCUGCCCUGGUAUCUCAGGAUGUUGUGUCAGUGGACCCAGACCCGGCGCAGGGCUAGGAACAUUCCCUUAGAAGAACUCCAGAGAAAUCUCCAGUUCCAUGCCUUUAUUUCAUAUAGCAGCCACGAUUCUGCCUGGGUGAAGAGUGAAUUAUUACCAAACCUAGAAAAAGACGAUAUCAGGAUUUGCCUCCAUGAGAGAAACUUUGUCCCUGGCAAGAGCAUUGUGGAAAAUAUCAUAAAUUUCAUUGAAAAGAGUCACAAGUCCAUCUUUGUAUUGUCUCCCCACUUCGUCCAGAGUGAGUGGUGCCAUUAUGAACUCUACUUUGCCCAUCACAAUCUCUUCCAUGAAGGGUCUGAUAACUUAAUCCUGAUCUUGCUGGAACCCAUCCCACAGUACUCCAUUCCUAGCAGCUACCAUAAGCUCAAAACUCUCAUGGCACGGAGGACUUAUUUGGAAUGGCCCAUGGAGAAGAGCAAACAUGGACUUUUUUGGGCAAAUCUAAGAGCAUCCAUUAAUGUUAGGUUGAUAGACUGAGCAGAAGAAAUAAAUCACACACAGGGCUAAAAUAAUAUUCUUAUCAUUGUUGCUACUUUUGGAAGUUCUAAUAAUGCUGUUAUUUUUCAUCAACAUGAAGUUAAAAUGAUUUUGACUUUAUGGAGCAGUAAAUAAUGUGUGCUUUUAAACUCUAGUUUACCAUUUGUGUGUGGGAAUAAAAAAUACUAGAAUGCACUAAUUUUGGUUUUAAACCAUUAAUUUCAAACAUAUAUUCUUUGCUGUAACUAAAUUCAUUGACUUUAUCAUGAAAUCAGCCGUGGAGAUGAAUGUUUCUAUGUGCCAGGGUUAACAGAAGAGAACUCUGGCUCCUAAUUCACUUUGCGUUGGUUUUCCCUUUCUUCUUUGUGGAUUCACUCUUCUGAAUCUCUUCAUGCUUGGGCCCUGAUAGUACUUUUCUAUACAAAUAGCCUGUAUAUAAAGCUCUUGUCUCAGUCUCCACUUAAUUUGAGGAGUUGAAGGGUGGAGGGUAACAUAUGCUGUAUGUUACUGAAUAUACUACUAGUUUAUUUUUGUAAAA